ACUUGCUUAAGUUUCUCAACAGUGUUUGUUUGGAUUCAGAAAUUUCAAACUCAAAUUCUUUGGAACCACUCAGCCUUCUUCUUCUCUCUAUCCGCUCGCUCAUCCAGACUUUUGGGUUCUUGCAACGAGAGAGUUUUUUUUCAGGGUUUGGAUUACAAUGUUUGGGUUGAAGAAGCCUCUUGAAAGACUUUCCAAGCAUCAUAAGCCUUCUUCUGCUUCUGCCUCCAAGUCGAAUCCUUUUGAUUCAGAUGAUGACAACAAUAAAAAGCACACCUUGAAGCCAUCCAACAAGAUCUCCCCUCAGCCUUCUCUACCUACUACUAAGAAGAAUCACAGCUUCAACCCUUUUGAUGAUGAUGUUGUUGCUGACGAUGAGGAGGAGGAGGUUGAGAAAAGAUUGAAGCCUUCUUUCAAGAAUCAUUCCCGUGAUUCGGGAGGUGUGGAGAACCAGACGGUUCAAGAACUCGAGAGCUACGCUGUGUACAAGUCCGAGGAGACCACCAAGACCGUGCAAGGGUGUUUGAAAGUAGCGCAGGGGAUAAGAUCAGAUGCUACCAGGACUUUGGUCAUGUUGAAUGAGCAGGGAGAGAAAAUCACGAGGACUCACCACAAGGCUGUUGACAUCGACCAUGAUCUCAGUCGGGGUGAGAAACUUCUUGGAAGCCUCGGAGGCAUUUUCUCAAGGACCUGGAAGCCUAAAAAGACUCGGUCUAUAACCGGUCCUGUUAUAACUAGAGGUGAAUCCCCCAAGAGAAGAGUUAACCCCUUGGAGACUAGAGAGAAGCUGGGGUUGAACCAUCUACCCAAACCACAUUCAAGAACUCAUGAACCUCUCCCUGAAUCAGCUGGUGCUUAUCAGAAAAUAGAGAUGGAGAAAGCAAAGCAGGACGAUGGGCUUGCAGAUCUAAGUGAUCUACUCGACGAACUCAAGAACAUGGCUAUUGAUAUGGGAACUGAAAUCGAAAGGCAAAACAAUGGACUUGAUCAUCUUCAAGACGAUGUCGACGAGCUUAACUUCAGAGUUAAACAAUCUAACCAACGAGCUCGCCGUUUACUCCGCAAGUAAAACCAGCCACAAGAACCUUGUCAGCUUCUCUAUUCUAUGGACUUGUUGCUUUUAUUCAUGAAUCUUAUUCUGAUCUUAAUAAAGUUUGAGACAUUUGAUUCCAAAAGCUGCAUGAAGUUUAUUUUAGAUACAAUUACCAG
Messenger RNA from Brassica oleracea var. oleracea, 1206 nucleotides. RefSeq names its product SNAP25 homologous protein SNAP33-like. The transcript is spliced from 6 exons. The record is from RefSeq and is a predicted model, not a curated record. The coding region runs from base 158 to 1066 and encodes 302 amino acids. Gene Ontology annotation, cellular component: SNARE complex; plasma membrane. NCBI's taxonomy places the organism in Eukaryota, Viridiplantae, Streptophyta, Magnoliopsida, Brassicales, Brassicaceae. Gene Ontology annotation, molecular function: SNAP receptor activity.